UUGCAUAGCGCGUUGUAGUAAUCAAGUCAAUUGGCGGUAGACAGUGGGACGGCAGCGGAGUAUUCAGGAGGGCUGCUCAGAGUGUAUCAUUAGGUGCUUUAUACCCAAAGAAAGAUACGCCAAAGUAGCCAUUUUUUAUUCCACUCGGUAUCGAAGGUGAAAAAAACAAGGCCUUGCUCCGAACCCAAUGAUCAUGAAAAUUAUUCAUGCAGCACGAGUGCAUGUUAGGCUACUUGCGCGUGAACACCUCACGUCUUGUGUACCAGUCAACUUCUCCCCACGUAAUUCCCUAGACCAUAGUCCUCAUCUACUCCAUGACGCCAUCUGCUCCCUAACCGCAUGUCUUCCUUUUCUUACUCAUCUCGCUGGUAGCCUCAACCUCAUCCUCAUCGGUUACGUGCUGCUCGAUAAGUCUCCAGUCUUCUACUCCGCAAUCGAUUAUGCGUUUAGCCACCUUCCUUCUGACAAUCCGAUCUUACCACUACUCGUAGAAGCUGAAGUAGGAUGCUGGGAGUGAAUGCGAGGUUGAAAGCGAAUGGAGGUAAACUUAAAAGCUGAAGCCAGUUUUGCGGAACAAUGGUGAGCCAUAUUCAAUGCUAUGCCGGCAGCUUAGUACUCAAUACUAGGGUAACUUGCAAACCAUGUACUUUCCCAC
Molecule: messenger RNA, 655 nt
Organism: Cucurbitaria berberidis CBS 394.84
Lineage: Eukaryota; Fungi; Ascomycota; Dothideomycetes; Pleosporales; Cucurbitariaceae
Exons: 1
Coding region: 188-517 (109 amino acids)
Source: RefSeq, a predicted model, not a curated record